UUCCCGAGGGGUAUGAAAUUUUGCUUCGUGGCCCUUUUGGACUCUUUGUCAAGGGAGGCAGAACCAAAUUCUACAUUCGGCAAGCUGUAUCGAAACGUCGGCUCAUGGGGGAACGAUUAUAUCAACGCAUCCGAAAAAAUUGUAUCUGGACAGUUCGCUUACGUCGGCAUCAAAUCCGCUAUGUACGGGGUCAUGGACACCGUUUUUGCGAAGACCCGUACGUGCCCUCUAAUCAUCAAAGACAAUUUCCUCCCCACCUGGCUCACUGUGGGCUUUCGAAAAAAUUCUCCGUACACGGCUCCGUUCAACAAACAGGUGAUGCGCCUGAGGGAGAGCGGUAUCCUGAAUAUGUUCGAGAAGAAGAUGAGGACUGCAAUGAUCUGCUGGUCCGUCACCAACGAGAAGCAGUCGCUGCGACCGCUCGAGUUGAAGGACUUCUAUGGGGUCUUUCUGCUCUACUUCGGUGGCUUGGGCUUGGCUACAAUAUCGUUCAUCGUAGAAUUAAGCUUCCGCAGCUGGAAGCAAGAUUCCAGGAGCAGCUAGAGCUUCAGCACACGAUGAACUACGUGCAUUCAAGAUACCCACUCCAACACACACCAACUUACUGUUGCUGUGUUGAAAGCGAAACUCGAGUUGGCAGCUCCAAUAAAUAUGAAUACAACAAUUUUAAAUAAAAUAACACUACUACAAGAACAUACUCAAUGACGACAUUACUGCAAUGUAUUUAUACCUGAACGGCCAUACAAGUAAAGUGAAGAAUUGCUGAAUUUUAGUAAAUAGAAUCAGAUAAGUGGUGGGUGAAAACUUGAAAAAACUAUGGUACCAAAUGCAAUGUACAUGUGAAGACAAUAAGGAAAAAAUUUCACGACAUUCACUUCAACUGAUGCAUGUAUCCGAAUAAGAUGAAUAAUUGUAUCUUCGUAUGUGGAGAAUAUACCGCAAGAAAUAUAAUAGAAAAUGAAUAAUGUAUUCUAUAUUGCAUUAGGAAAAAUAUCCAUUACUGAAAAUUUUUAAAUUUUUGUCUGUUUCUAUGGCUCAGAUAAGUGAGCAGGUUUAAAUUUUGUCUCUGAAACUUCAUAUAUGUAUAAAAAUACAAGCAUUGCCAAUCACGUUACUUUGCUUUCGACCAUCGUUCGUCCUAACAAUAGAUCAAUGUCCAUCGGACUCGUGCGCUUAGACAAUAUUAAUAAGGCAACGAAUAGGAAUUUCCACACAUAUGUCCCUCUCAGGAUAAUGCAGCCUCAUUAGAUACGAGACAAUGCACCUCAUUCUUUGGUGUCUGCAUAAUUCAGUUCAUCUGACAGUCGUUGUUGCCGAAGUUACCACAGUAUUGUUGCCGCGUAAUGUCAAUAUAGUGGUAACUUCAUCAUUCUUCCUCUUUAAUUGAUACGAAAUUGAGUAUUUCAACUGUUUUGAUAACUUUGUUCCAUAUCUAGUAUCUUUUUAACGAACAUUGGAUUUUCAUUUAUAAUGUGAACGUUACAAGUAAACCGCGAAAGCCUAAUGGUCACCAGUAAUACUAGUAACUCAGUACCCAAUUAAUGCAGCAAGAUUAAGAAAUUGGGAGAGUUGCGUAUUAUUGAAUGGAAAUAUCGAAAUACUUCUUUAAAAGAUGGCUUUUGAACCCAUAUCAACAGAUGAUAUGAAAAAUGAUGGUUUUGGAGACAAUUAUAGUGUAUGUAUAAAUAUAUACACUGAUAUGCAAGGUGGAAUUCUGCAGUUCAUCUCCAUGAAGUUUCAUCCGCUUACUCGGUAUUAUGUGACUGAUUAAAUGCAAAAAAUACUCCUGAUUAGUAACCAUUGUACUUACUUUACACCCUGUCCUCAUAUUCCAACAGAGUGGAAUUCUUGGCAUAUAAUAGUUGGUUCAUAUAUUUAGAAUAGAUCCAGUUGGGCUACAAGCUGAAUUUAAACAUAUAUACAGCCAAGUUAUGCAGGAAUGGUCAAGUUUCUCCCUGUUCAUUUAUUACACCCUCAAAUUCUUCUUUGUUCAAAAAAGUUCCUGUCACACCAAGAUUUUAUUAUCUUUUGAAAAAAAUAUAUCAUCUACAAGCAUGGAAGUCGGGAGGGGUUAUGUAUAAAUGAUUUUGGAGCGGCAGGAUUAUGAAUAAAACCGCCUUCAGAUAUCAAACUCAUUCAAAAAUGUGUCUUUGGAGCCGUAAGAUUUCAGUAAAGCGUAGGAUGUACCUAAUGUUGAUCAGGAGCAUCCCUUCUAAAUAAACUGACAUUUUUGAUCAGGCAAGUGGCUCGACAUUGAAUUUAUGGAAAAUUAUAAACAGGAUACCACUCUGUUUGCUAACCUAAAUUUAAUUGAGUGCUUUUCACAGUUGCAUG
Messenger RNA from Hyalella azteca, 2334 nucleotides. RefSeq lists its product as uncharacterized. The record is from RefSeq and is a predicted model, not a curated record. Bases 13 to 543 code for a protein of 176 amino acids. The transcript has 5 exons. NCBI's taxonomy places the organism in Eukaryota, Metazoa, Arthropoda, Malacostraca, Amphipoda, Hyalellidae.